CUAGGCAAAAGCCGAUUCCGACCGAGGGAGCCGUCUCUAUCGUGGCCUCUCUUCCUGUUCCUGCCCUCCUCCCUUUUUCUCCUAUAUCUACCCAUCUACUUAUCUAUCUAUAUGUUAGAACCCCAAAUGAACACGCUCUCUCUCCGGUGGUCUCUAUGCGUCAGGGAGCCAAGCAGAAUGGAAACCCCCCCCGAGUUCCCCACCCUGUUUACUACCUACCUCGACCUACGUAGCGAGUCCCCGAUGUAUAUAUGUAAUGUACGUAUGGAUGCGUCGGUGGAAAACGUGUCAGGAGGUCAGAUGCUCGUUUCCCCUUCGGCGAAUGAGGGCCGAACCCAACUUGCUUGUCACGAUCUGCUAGUAGGGGGGGGGGAGGGUUUGGGUUUUAUGCAGACCAACUCGGCAUCCCGUCGACGAAUCGAACCGCCUCCCACAGGUGGAGCCCCUCGAAGCCAGGGGAGGGCCAGGUCCAGCGAUGGGCUACACGGGCCCCCCCCUGGGUCGAGCGCCAGAUGCUCUCGGACCGAACAAGCCCAGACGCCGAAGAAGUCGAGAGAGCAAGGGGAAAAGGAAAACCCCCCUGCCUCGUGGGAUGGGAAGCGACUCGCCCCCCCUAGGCUGUCCGCCAUGAUCGCCGCGUCGAGGCUGCUCAGUCGCUGGCGUGGCUGUCGCAAAUCAAUCCCCUCUCCCAGGCCUGGCCCUGUCUGUCAGACAUGGGUAACACAGGACUAUAUAUAUAAUACACAUGGCUGAUUCGCCUAGUAAGAGUUCGCUUGCACGUUUGGCGAUUCUUACGACCCAGUCCAUCUGCCCGCGAGCCAAUCAGACGCGCAAGCCUUUUUUUUGGGGGGGGGGGGGGGGGGG
Molecule: messenger RNA, 864 nt
Organism: Durotheca rogersii
Lineage: Eukaryota; Fungi; Ascomycota; Sordariomycetes; Xylariales; Xylariaceae
Exons: 2
Coding region: 112-753 (213 amino acids)
Source: RefSeq, a predicted model, not a curated record